AUUUGUGCUGGUUUGUCCAUUAUGCAUGCGUUCGCAAGACUCGUGCAUUCCCGACGGUUACAGCUUCGGAGGUGUUUGUCCGAAACAAAUUCACACACUCUCUCUCUUAGGUCCUUGUGUUCUUCCAUUCAAUCUUUGGCUUUCGGAUUCAUUCGCAUUCGCCGAUUUCCCUACGAAGAUUCUGAUUAGGGAUCGAGUGGCUUCGACUUGUUCUUCUUCAUCAAUCAUCGUUGAUUUACAGGCAAGUGCACUCGGGAGAGUUGAAAUCUUGUUUUCAAAAAGGAAUUAUUCUGGUUUGCUUUGGCGCAAUGCACAUGUACAGACUGUUUUCGUGUUAUUCUGUAUAGGAUUCCUAUUUCUGGCAUUGCGAUUCUAUUAUCCUUUGCUUAGCAAUCACGGGGGAUUAUGAGAAUGCAUCACUCUUCAUUGUCACAUUUGAUCUGCAUUUAAAUAUUAUUUGUUGUUAAACAUCUAUUGACUCUCCUAUAAUUUUUUCAUACUCUUUGAACGAGUUUAAAAUCAGAAUGUUCCAUAACUUUUGAAAUUAUUUGAACGAGUUUUAAAAAAAAAAAAAAAUCUCAAAACGGAUCAAUUUAGCAUCUUCUUACUGAGAAAAGGGGAAGAAUUUGCCAUGUCCUAUGGUUUGCACUUUGACAAACUUGCUGUUAAAAUUCUGCAUAGUUGCAGUAGACGUCCUAGUAUUCAAUAUAGUUUUUACUUUUGCAGCUCCUAUCAGAAAGGCAAUACACGCUUUCUUGUAUGGUGUACUUUCAUGCUAUUUAGUAUUUAUGCUUAAUGACCCACCUAAGGAGUGCAUUUGCAUUGGACAGAGAUGGACAUCUCUAGUCUCUUAACUUCUGCUGGUAUCAAUAUAGCAUUUUGUGCGGUGUUUAUAUCACUAUAUUCUGUUUUGAGAAAACAACCUAGCAAUUCAAGUGUGUACUUCGGGCAAAGGCUUGCUCAGUUACGUUCAAAGGAGGGGGACGGUUUCACCUUUGACAGACUUAUUCCUUCUGCUAAUUGGAUAAUAAAGGCCUGGAAAGCAUCUGAUGAAGAAAUACUUGCUUGUGGGGGCUUGGACGCAGUGGUUUUUCUCAGGACAAUUGUUUUCAGUAUUCGGAUAUUCUCCGUUGCUGCUACAAUUUGCAUUCUCCUUGUGCUUCCAUUGAAUUAUUUUGGAAAAGAGAUGCAGCACCACCAUAUCCCUUCGGAAUCACUGGAUGUAUUCACGAUAGUGAAUGUUAAAGAAAGAUCACAAUGGCUUUGGGCCCAUUGCCUUGCAUUAUACAUCAUAUCCUUCUCUGCGUGUCUUCUUCUUUAUUUUGAGCAUAAAAACAUCACAAAAAUGAGGUUGGUGCAUAUUACUGGAUUUUCUCCAAGUCCGAGUCACUUUACAGUUCUAGUUCGUGGUAUCCCUUGGACUCCAAAAGAUUCAUACAGUGAUUCAGUGAGAAAUUUCUUCGGAAAAUAUUAUGCAUCGAGUUAUUUAUCGCACCAAAUGGUUUAUAGGUCUGGUAUAGUUCAGCAACUAAUGAGAGAUGCAUCAAAGAUAUAUGAGAUGAUCAGUCUCAAUUCAACUGAGCCACACUGUAGAUCAAAUUUACUAAGAUGCUGCCUCUGUGGAGGAAAAACACAUUCUUUCAAGAUCCUCUCCAAUGAAUCAGAAAGUAUCCGCCAGAGAAGUGACAGCAUAGACUCAGAUUUAAGAGAAAAGGAAUGUGCAGCUGCUUUGGUUUUCUUCAGGACAAGAUAUGCUGCUUUAGUUGCUUCACGUGUUCUUCAAUCAUCAAAUCCCAUGCAUUGGGUCACAGAUCGGGCUCCAGGACCACUUGAUGUCUAUUGGAAAAAUCUUUGUAUACCAUACAAACAACUUUGGAUUCGAAAGCUAGCAACUCGCAUCGCUUCUAUCGUUUUGACGCUUUUAUUUAUUGGACCUGUGGGUUUUGUACAAGGUCUCCUUCACCUAGAGGGUCUCCAGAAACGAUUUCCUUUUCUGAGAGGAGAUUUAAAGAACAAGUAUAUAAUCCGUGUGGUGACUGGGUAUCUUCCAAGUGUGGUAUUGAUGAUAUUUCUUUAUGCUGUUCCUCCAGCAAUGAUGUUGUUUUCUACAAUUGAGGGACCUAUCUCUCGUAGUGACAGGAAAAGGAGUGCCUGCACCAAAAUUCUAUAUUUCUUCAUCUGGAAUAUAUUUUUUGGUAAUGUUUUGUCAGGUAGAGUUAUUGAAAGAUUGAGCGUUUUUUCUCGUCCCGGGGAUGUAACUGCCUUACUUGCCACUGCAGUACCUGCACAGACAACCUUCUUUAUGACUUAUGUUCUGACAUCAGGUUGGGCAAGUUUGUCAUCUGAACUCAUGCAACCUUACGCUCUUCUCUCCAACUUUUGCUAUAAAUUUAUUCUCAGAUACAAUGAUGAUCCAUCUUGUGGCGUUUAUUCGUUCCCAUACCACACGGAACUUCCAAGAGUUCUCUUGUUUGGAUUCAUUGGCUUUGUUUAUUCUGUGAUGGCUCCUUUAAUAUUGCCAUUCUUGCUGGUUUACUUCUUCCUUGCGAAUCUUGUGUACCGUAAUCAGAUUCUCAAUGUAUAUGUCACAAAAUAUCAAAGUGGUGGCCGGUUUUGGCCUAUUGUGCAUAAUUCAACAAUCUGCUCAUUGGUGAUGACACAAAUACUAUCCAUGGGGGUAUUUGGACUGAAAAAAUCAACAGUUGCAUCAGGCUUCACUAUUCCAUUGAUUAUCCUUACACUUCUUUACAACGAGUUUUGCAGGCAAAGGUUUAUUCCUGUAUUUAAGGACCAUCCUGCACAGGUUCUUAUUGAUAUGGAUCAAAAAGAUGCCCAAUGCGGGAUGUUGGAGGAGAUUCACGAGCAAUUGCGUUCGGCGUAUUGUCAGUUUGCAUCAACUCCCAAUGAAUUGGAUAAAAGUGUGCCCCUCAAUCAUUUUGAGGAAGGACAGAGGGCCAUACUUCAAGAUCCAGAGGACAUGAUGUCAAGAAACAAAUCCCGACGGUGAAGGAGGUAUUAUUACAUGUUGCCCGGUUCCAGUUUGGUGAUGGGAGAAUUGAACUUGAACUGAAAAGCUAAAACGAAGAGCAAAAAAGAAAAAUGAAGAAAGGGAGAAAGAGAAAAAUUGGAUUGAGCCUUAGUGUGUUGGUACAAAAUUGAACUUUUAAGAUGACAUUAGCCGCCACCAGAAGUUGGUGCUCAGUUCCUGGAAGAAACUUCUUGUAAGUAAAGAGCUGGUCAAUAUUUGAAGGUUUUGUAGAGAAGAUAUGAAGCUCUGCUUUCCACCCUAUUUUAAUUUGUCAUUUUUUUAUUCUUUUAUUUUUUAUAUCACUUCAAGAAAUAUAUCAAAAUUGUGUUAGGAACCGUUAGAACAUUCAUUAUUCUGUUUUUUUUUUUUUUCCUUUUUUUUAUUGUGCUAAGAAUCAUUCAUCUAUAAUUGGGUAGACAUUAGUAGCUUAUUUGUAGAAACUGGUUGU
Molecule: messenger RNA, 3476 nt
Organism: Diospyros lotus (date-plum)
Lineage: Eukaryota; Viridiplantae; Streptophyta; Magnoliopsida; Ericales; Ebenaceae
Product: CSC1-like protein RXW8
Exons: 11
Coding region: 833-3007 (724 amino acids)
Cellular component (GO): plasma membrane
Molecular function (GO): calcium-activated cation channel activity
Source: RefSeq, a predicted model, not a curated record